CCGCCAUGAACAUAAAUCAUGGAAACAAGGUGAGGGUGACCACCAUGAACAUAAAUCAUGGAAACAAGGUGAGGGUGACCGCCAUGAACAGAAACCAUGCAAACAAGGUGAGGGUGACCACCAUGAACACAAGCCUUGGAAGCAAGGUGAGGGUGACCCCCAUGAACAGAAACCAUGGAAACAAGGUGAGGGUGACCGCCAUGAACACAAGCCUUGGAAGCAAGGUAAGGGUGACCGCCAUGAACACAAGCCCUGGAAUCAUGGUGAGGGUGACUGCCAUGAACACAAGCCGUGGAAGCAUGGUGAGGGUGACCACCAUGAACACAAGCCUUGGAAGCAUGGUGAGGGUGGCCACCAUGAGCACAAGCAAUGGAAGCAAGGUGAGGGUGAUCACUAUGAACACAAGCCAUGGAAGGAUGGUGACCAUGGGCAUGGAAAACCUAAACAUCAUGAAGGUAAUUUUGAUAGAUCCAAACCCAACCAUGGCAAAGAAGAUGACCACAAACAGAAACUCUCCAAGGACAAGUUCGAUGACAACAAACAUUGAUCCCAUUAUGACAAGUAUGAUGACAGUAAGCAAUAACACAGAUCCAACCACAAGGAUCAUAAAAAAAAUGAGGACUAAUAGUUUCUAUCACAACACAUAG
Messenger RNA from Nanorana parkeri, 647 nucleotides. RefSeq lists its product as uncharacterized. The record is from RefSeq and is a predicted model, not a curated record. The transcript has 3 exons. Lineage: Eukaryota; Metazoa; Chordata; Amphibia; Anura; Dicroglossidae. The coding region runs from base 6 to 647 and encodes 213 amino acids.